This is a messenger RNA of Closterium sp. Naga37s-1, 3066 nucleotides long. Lineage: Eukaryota; Viridiplantae; Streptophyta; Zygnematophyceae; Desmidiales; Closteriaceae. The record is from the annotation of a GenBank genome assembly.
AUGCCGCAGAUCAGCCCGGAAUUAGCGGAAACUGCGAAGCGCCUUCACGAGGCGCGGACUAAGGUCUAUAACCUGGCUGCGUGGACUAAAGUCUAUAAUCUAGCAGACGACACCACUCGCUCGCCUUCGCCGCUCUCCUUUCCCCCAGACGUCCCUCCAGCGCCCCACCUAGAGGACUGCACCGCCAAGACCGCUUUACGGGUGAAGGCAGAGGCGACACUGCAUUAUAACUCCUCCCCACCCUUUCCCACCCUUUCCCACCCUCCCCACCCUCCCCACCCCUCCCCAUCCCUUCCUACCCUUCCACAGUCCUGGACCAAAGUUUAUAACCUAGCAGACGACACCACGCGCUCCCCCGCGCCGCUCUCCUUCCCCCCGGACGUCCCUCCGGCGCCCCACCUGGAAGACUGCACCGCCAAGACUGCUCUGAGGGUGAAGGCAGAGGCGAGGGGGCCGCAUGGGGAGGACCCUGAUGCUCACCCCCUCUUCCCCUCCUCACCCCUCCCUCUCUUCCCUUCCCCACUCCCCUUUCUCCUCUUCACCCAACCCCCUCCCGGGAAACCCCAGAUCCGCGGCUCUGACGCGGCCAAUCUCGCGCUGACACGUGUCUUCCAGCGGGACCUGUGGGAGCGGCAGUUCCCCGCCAGCUGUGCCGGGCGGCGGCUGAUGAUUACCGACUGGCCGCCCAAGCACCACGGGACAGGCAGCAUGGGGCAUGUGAUGGGCAGGAGUGCGCAGGUGAGAGGGGGUAGAGUAGGGGGACAGAGUGUUUUAGGAAGGGAAUCAGCACACCAAACACCCCCUAAAGCACCGCCCAAGCACCACCCCCCAAGCACUGAACCACCAAGCAAGCACCACGGGACCGGCAGCAUGGGGCAUGUGAUGGGAUCGUUUCUGAACGCGGCUGUGCGGCACAAUCGAACGCUCGUCAUCCGCCCUCGCACCUUCCACCGCGCCAGCGGGCAGGAGUGCUCAGGUGGGAAGGGGGGGGAAGGUGUGGGUGGGUACAGGACAGGUGGGGAGUAUAAGGAAGGGAAUGGCUACAUUGGGCAGGAGGGCGAGUGGGAGUGCUACUUCUUCCCCGUCGCCUCCCCAGACUGCCUCAAGCUCGCCCUGGCAGCAGAGUCAGCAGCGCCCAUUGCCCUACAUAGGGCAGGAGGGCGAGUGGGAGUGCUACUUCUUCCCCGUCGCCUCCCCAGACUGCCUCAAGCUCGCCCUGGCAGCCAAAGCAGCAGCAGCACCCAUUGCUCUCUUCACCACAGUCCUCCUGUCCCCCCCUUACCCUCCCUAUUUCCACUCCACACGACAGACAUAGGGCAGGAGGGCGAGUGGGAGUGCUACUUCUUCCCCGUCGCCUCCCCAGACUGCCUCAAGCUCGCCCUGGCAGCCAAAGCAGCAGCAGCACCCAUUGCUCUCUUCACCACAGAGGGCGAGUGGGAGUGCUACUUCUUCCCCGUCGCCUCCCCAGACUGCCUCAAGGUCGCACUGGCAGCCGAGGCAGCAGCGCCAAUCGCGCUGUUCAAUGAUACCAAAGAGACGGUGCUGGCAUCGGCUACUCAAGUGGUGAUCUGCAACGACACGCACUACCACCACGACGCUGCUAGGGCUGCCAGGUGGGUGCGAGCGAACCAAGAAGCAGCAGAAGCAGCAGCGCCCAUUGCUCUGUUCAACGAUACCAAGGAGACGGUGCUGGCUUCGGCUACUCAAGUGGUCAUUUGUAACGAUACCCAGAGCUGCCAGAUCUGGAGCAUCCUUUCACAAUCGAGGAAUUUUCUCUUCCCUGCUUCUCUCCACUCCACACCCUCUUUUUCCUCUCCUCCUUGUCAUCCCCUCACUCACUCUUGCAGCCUCUGGGUGGCGCCUGACGGCAGACCGCCCGAGCUGGAGCAUCCCCUCUGGGUGGCGCCUGACGGCAGACCGCCCGAGCUGGAGCAUCCCCUCUGGGUGGCGCCUGACGGCAGACCGCCCGAGCUGGAGCAUCCCCUCUGGGUGGCGCCUGACGGCAGACCGCCCGAGCUGGAGCAUCCCCUCUGGGUGGCGCCUGACGGCAGACCGCCCGAGCUGGAGCAUCCGUUCACCAUCAAGCACACUCGUCCCACACCCUCUCGUCCCUCUCGUCCCUCUCAUCUCCCUCUUCCUUCAAUGUCCCUCUGGGUGGCUCCUGAUGGCAAACCGCCUGAGCUGGAGCAUCCGUUCACGAUCGAGCAGCUGGGGAGAAUCUGGGUGCCCAACGACAACCACAUUGGGGAGCGUUGGUGGCGGUCCCAAACUGCCCGGUUCCUCAUGCGCUGGCCCUCGGCUCUCCUCUGCCACAUCACCAACCGCGUGCGCCACAACACCUACGGGAUGGCUGUAGCAGAGCGGGUUGUAGCCGCUACAGCCAAGCAGCAGUCCAUACUCCACUCCACACCCCCCAACACUCCGGAAUCCCAGCACUUGAACUCUCUCCCAGACGCCUCUUCUGCUGUUCCCCCUUCUGUCGCAUACAAGUCGAGCCUAGCUGGGACUGUAUGGCAGAUGAAGGGAUUUGCGGGGUGUGUGGGAACGAGGUGUAAUGAGUCAGAGGCGUGUGCGGGAGCGGGGAGUGUGAAUGCGGGGGGAGGUGCGGCGGUGGAGUUUUCCUCGUUACAAGAUGAACCGUUUAUAUUCCGGCCGUAUGUCAGCCUGCACGUGCGGCUGAGCGAUAAAUACCUCGAGAUGAAGCUACACUUCUUCGCGACUUAUAUGUAUUUUAUGUAUAAGCUGCGGGCGCACGUGCCGAACCUGGAGCAUGUGUGGCUCAGCACAGAGAUGCAGAGUGCGAUAGAGGAAACUUCUAACUUUCCGGAUUGGACCUUCCACUACACGACGAGCGGGCGAGUGACCAGUGCAACGCAGAUGCAGGAGGAGCAUGUCAACGACAAGCAGCGCACGGGGGAGAUUUUCGCAAAUCUCAUCAUCACAACGCAAGCGGAUUAUUUCGUCGGCGCACUGGCGUCAAAUUGGAACCGUCUCAUCGACGAGCUGAGAUCGACCAAUGGGAGGCUGUACUCGGGGCACGUGGCUCUAAAUGAAGCCUGGACAUGA